AUGGCCAAGACAAAGCAAGAUACACCCGAAGGUUGCGCUUCGCUCGACAAAGACUUCCGGGAACUGAUUUCUGCCAAACAGGGCAACGAAGAUGAGAAGGAAGACUGUCAUUGGUGCCAAUUACGGUCCUUCACAACACACAAAGCGGCACCCAUCACCGUCGUAAAUGAAAUAGACGGCCAAACUUUACCCCAAAAUUUUCGUUUCAUUAACGGCGUCGUACUCGGUGCUGGCGUCUCAGCAGCUGAUCUCAGCUUUCGAAGCGGCUGCACUUGUGGUCAGGACGAAGACUGUCAAUACUCGGGCUGUCUAUGUCUCGCGGAUCUCGAUCAAGACGAAGCCAGUGACGAUUCAGCUGAUGACUACAGUGAAUUUGAUACCGCCGCCGCGGCGGCGCCAUUACUGGCACGCAAGAAGGCAUAUGCCUACCACAUUCACGGAAGCAAAGCUGGUUUACUACGGUCAAAACUCUAUACGUCCAAGCUGCCACUAUAUGAAUGCCACCAAGGCUGUGCCUGCUCCUCGGACUGUCCGAACCGAGUAGUCGAACGUGGCCGCACCGUGCCGCUACAGAUCUUUCGUACGCAAGAUCGUGGGUGGGGCGUACGGACUCAAGAGUCAAUCAAAAAGGGUCAGUUUGUGGACCGUUAUCUCGGCGAGGUCAUCACGUCCGCCGAAGCUGAUCGACGUCGAGCUGCCUCAGUAGUAUAUCGCAGGAAAGAUGUAUAUCUCUUCGCCCUGGACAAAUUCACGGAUCCUCGGUCGUUGGAUGGCCGACUAAAGGGACCUCCGCUUGAAGUGGACGGGGAAUUCAUGUCGGGGCCAACCCGAUUCAUAAAUCACUCCUGCGACCCAAAUCUGCGGAUUUUUGCCCGUGUUGGGGAUCACGCAGACAAGCAUAUACAUGAUUUGGCCCUCUUUGCUAUAAAAGACAUUCAAAAAGGCGAGGAGUUGACAUUUGAUUACGUAGACGGGGCAAGUGGAGACUCUGAAGAUCUGGAUGGCAAAAUGGAAGACAUGACAAAGUGUCUGUGUGGCAGCUCGAAAUGUAGGAGGUUCUUGUGGUAG
Messenger RNA from Metarhizium album ARSEF 1941, 1068 nucleotides. Its product is annotated as Histone Lysine Methyltransferase. The coding region runs from base 1 to 1068 and encodes 355 amino acids. Gene Ontology annotation, cellular component: nucleus. Gene Ontology annotation, molecular function: histone methyltransferase activity; protein binding; zinc ion binding. The transcript has 3 exons. Lineage: Eukaryota; Fungi; Ascomycota; Sordariomycetes; Hypocreales; Clavicipitaceae. The record is from RefSeq and is a predicted model, not a curated record.